Molecule: messenger RNA, 4265 nt
Organism: Hyposmocoma kahamanoa
Lineage: Eukaryota; Metazoa; Arthropoda; Insecta; Lepidoptera; Cosmopterigidae
Exons: 2
Coding region: 110-4237 (1375 amino acids)
Source: RefSeq, a predicted model, not a curated record
GAUACUAGCAAAUAAAGCACCGAAAAAUAGGUAUAAUGCCGCGGUAGUGGCAAAUAACACAAAUAGUUCACUGGGUCUAAAUGACAGCAAAAUUUAUUAUAUUCCGUUCAUGUCUAAUGCCGCUUUCAAUAAACCAACUUCAGAAACUUAUUUGAAUAUAACGGAUUACAUGGCCAAUGCAAUGAAACAAGAACAAGUUUCAGCAAACUUAAAAAUCGAAAAUGAAACCAACAAUAACUUAAAUACAGAAAAAAGCUUACAUCCAAAAGACAACAAAAUUCAAUCAAUAUCUUUUACACUUAAUUCAAACAUGAAACCACAAAGUUACAAAAUUAACGAAAACUUGUAUGAUCCUACUGACCCAACCCGAAUUGCAUCUAUUAAAGAACACAAAGCAUUUGAUGGCAAUGACAAAAUAGUAAAUAUUAAACCAGUGGAGAAUGAUGUGGUAUCGAAAACAAAAGCAUUUGAAGAUGUUACUUUCAUUAAGACAAAAGAAAAUAAUAACAUGACAGAAUCUCUAACGACCUUCGACAAAACAUUUAAUAAUUCUGCAUUAGAAUUUACAGACGCAAAUCCAUCGUCAUCUCCGGUGAAAUAUGAAAGAGUAAAAAUUGACAAUGAUACAGACUUUCAAGAGAAAAGAGAUUUUCUAAAUAACAUUAAUAAAAGCGAUGAUAGUAUUAAUUUGAAACGUAAUAAAUUUAUGAGUAUGGAUGAGAUAACGCCGUCCACUAUUCAAAUAUCAACGAUUAUUACCAAAAACAUAUCUGAAUCUUCAGAAAAUUACGCUGCUUCGAGGGCUAUUAAUUUAAAAACAUCAGUUCUCGUAAAUAAAAUCACAAGGGCUUUACCUAAAGAUGAAGAAUUGGACCAUUAUGGGUCCAAAGCCAUAACACACGAAAAUGACCCCCUAAAUUUGAAUAAUAUUCUUAUUGAAAAUGAGAGUACUAAAAGUAAAUACGUUACUCUUGUUCUAUCUUAUGGAUACUCUCCACAACUUUUUACAAAAUCAAUAUCAUCAAAAGAAUUAAAAGAAGCUGUAACAAGUCCAGUACCAAAAGCAGAGAUUAAACAAUUUUUCAUUACGCCUGAUAAGAUUUCAAGAGGUAGUGUUUACUUUCCUGCACCUACUAAAGCUGCACAUGAAGUCACAAAAACACCUAUAAAUGCUGAAACCGGAGAACCUUACUUACUUCGAACGGAUAUUCAAAAUCUUUGGAAUUCACUUCAAGAUAUGACAGAUAAAAGCGCCGAACGUACCGUUAAUACAAUUCAAACAAACCAGCCAGUAAGUAACGUGGGAACUGUUAAGACUCUAUUGCAUACUGGCAAAUUACCUUCACCCACGACUGAGUUAGAUGUUAAUUAUCACUUGAGAGCAUCCAGUACUAAGGAUUUCAAAUUGAGUCAGCAAUCGUAUACACAAAUACCAGAAUACUUAGGUAAUUAUGAAACUGUCAAGCAUUUACUUACAAAUGCAGAGGUAAUACAAAAUUCAAGUAAAACACAAAUAAACUCAUUAAUAAGAAAACCAGUCCAUAAUAUAACUCAAGUGAAUACAACCUACAAACCCUUGUUACGUACAGGAUUAGACUGGUAUACAACUAAACUAAACAGACAAACUUUCGAUACUGAGUCUGAAAAACGAAAUGAUUAUUCAUCUAUAUAUAACUAUAAGUCUAACUUAACAAAACAUAUUAAUGAGAGUUCUACCUCUGGAGGAAACAUAGAAGGGUACGUUGUCUCAAAAUUACAUUUAGUGCCAGAAAUCAUGGAAAGAGUCACCCACAACGAUAGUGUGGCAUCAAUGAUGCCCGGGAAAGAAGAAACUAUGUUAAUACAAAGAUUAUACUCAAAAGAUAUGAAUAACGGUAAACCAGAUAUGUACAAUACGCUCACUAAUGCAUAUUCCACUGCCAAAAAGGAUAAAGAAAGUAUAAAAAAUAGUACUCCCAUGGAACAAAGUUUUGUAGAUGAUAACAAAUAUGAACACUAUGUAUUAGCAACCAAUAUGCUAAGAUUUUUUUUACAAGCAACACAUUCAUAUUCCAAUAUUCGACCACCAACUACUACAGUACGUAGCACUGUGGAAAGUAUUUCGUAUUCUACACUAUCAGACGAAACUGUUACGAGAAGUACGAAAAAAAUCAAGAGACACCGAAAUACUAAACAUCCAAAAACUAAUGCCAAUACGACGACAGGACCGCGAAGGACAACGAUCAGAAAGAAACGUCGUCGUACCAGAAAAAGAAUUGUCUACAAUACAUAUGAGCCAACAAUGUACGAAGAUCUAGAGAUGGCUUACACAAAGGAACUUCGGAAAAAAGUCACACAGGUAGAGCCAACUCGGGCAAAUGGUGAAGAGGAAUUCGGUGAAUUAUUGAAAUCUUCAGAUCAUGUACACAUUGGUGAUGUCACUGCGAUUCUGCCAUGGCCAGUAUAUUUCCCAACUCCCAGUACUACUCGGCAACUCAACGUCAGAGGAAAAUUAGAACUUUCUCACAUAUUAAGGCAGCCAAAGCGAAAGAAUGCAGACAGUACUUCAAAUAAAUCGAUGAACACAGUUGGAAAUAUGAAUAUGAAAGUAAAGCCAAGACCAACACGGCUACGUGUUUUUAGCGCUUUGUACAAAAACCACAUGGAUACAACAGAAAGAAUGACAAGUUUGCCAGGACCUCGUAUUGACAGUGUACCAGUAACUGUUUCCAUGUUGGGCCCAAAAUCUACACAUUUAGUUAAAUUCAAUCAUUAUGAGACGGUUACUACAAUGGAGCCUACCAGAUUAUUGAAGGAUGAAAUACAUAAUAAUAUGAAAACAAUUCCAGUACAACCAAUACAAAUUAUUUUCCAUAAAAGCUCUGUUCGCAAUGCGUUCACAAGUACACUACUUCCGCCAGAAACACCAAAACCAAGAAAAUUUAUUUAUCGAUUGGCAACGCGAAAGCCAGAGAGAAAACUUACAUUCUACCAAGGAUUCGGAAAAAUAUAUGAAAAACCUACACAUUUUCCCAUGUUUGGAGAUAUAUAUAUGCGCACCGCCGACACUACAAAGAAUGUAAAGAGCCCGACGAUUCAUAACAAUAUUACUAAGGCUGCUAGAAAUGAGAACAAAAUGGCCGAGGACAAAAUUACUGCUUUUAUGAAAGCCACUCGUGCCAGUAAUAUGAAAAUUCUUUUGUUCCGUAAAAAUGAUCCCAAGGUCAGCAAAAUAAAUCAGUUUCAAACUAAGAAAAUAAUGACAGACAUAACGUAUUCUCCAUAUGUAAAACGGGGUCCAACAGCAACAUUUGCAGCCAAACGAUUUCAGCUUAGUAAAAAGAAAAAAAUCAAAAUGGGUGUGAGCGGAAAGAAACCUUUAAGGACUAAGUUUGCGCCCAGUAAUGUCGAGGUUGAAAGUGCAAUUGACACAAAUGUAGAUUUCGCUAAAAAAGACCACAUUUCAUUAAAUUCACAAAAAAAGUCAGACGUAAUUAAAAAAGUGAUAAAUAAAUCUCAAAGAAUUAAGGGAAUACUUAUGGACCCUUUAGAUCCCAGCUAUAAAACUAUGUUACUUCCCGAAAAAGUAAUACCAAAAUUCAAAGUAAAAAAGGUACACUACAGUGUAGUUGAAAAGAAUUUAUUGGCGACGAACCGGAAAGAGUUAUUAUUCAAUAAUAUGAUGACCACUGCAAGGAUAAAUUUCUUUGAUGAGUUAGCAGCUAGAAAUAACAUCCAAACUUACACAGUCCAUAGUGCGAAACCUUUACUGUCAAGGCAAAUAUUGCUGCGGCCCAAAUUCGCAAAUAUUGACAACGUAGUCAGAAUAACACAAAUGCCACCAUUUGAGACUACGAAGAAAUAUACACACUCCAAAUUAAACGCAAUUGACUUCUUCGAGCAACACAAACCUGCCGUGUUGAAUUUGUUGCAAAACAAAAAGGAAUUCAGAGCUUUAGCACCAAGCACGUGGGAUAAUAAUGUGAAUGUUUUGGAAAAGCCCCACUACUUUCCAAUAAUGAAUGGAAUCAAUUCGGAGAGCAAAUAUAGAAUGCCAACUAGGGGGUUUCUAGUUCCUGAAGGGAAAUACUUUCUGGAGUCGUCAAUGGAAUCGUUCAGAGAAGCAGCAAUGGCAAUGCCUUCUCCAGCACCUACACGUUACCAAAUGCACUAUGUGACACCGUUGAAGCCUCGGCGUUCGCGACGAACCAUAUACUUUCUUAGCCCGACAGCGUCUUACAUACAAUAUUUUAAGUGAUUUUGUAAUACGUAGCAAUAAAACUAUU